AUGGUGUGUGAUAAUACCAGGACCGAAGAACAGCUGCUACCUUUCGAAGAGGCAUUGGAAAAGACUGGUAAUGGAAUAUAUAACAUCCUGCUCGCGUUGACAUGUGCCCUGUCCCUUCUGGCGAUCGGCGCGGACCUCUUCGGCUUCACCUUGGUGGUGACCGCCGCUUGUGACCUUGAGCUAACAGUUUUACAGAAGGGCAUUCUCACUUCCGCGCCGUUUGUUGGUAUUCUUCUAGUCUCCUAUGUUUGGGGCUACGUUUCUGACACCAAGGGACGUAGAUUCACGCUGCUGCUGUCCCUGACGGUUGGUUUUAUACUGUCCAGCAUCUGCAGCUUAUCGUUUGACUGGAUUACAUUAGGGGUUCUUAAAUUUAUUUCGGUGUGUUUUUCUUGUGCGGCCAACUCUGUAUCUUACACGCUGCUGGGAGAGUCAUGUAUUGGAAGAGUGAGAAAUAAGUACAUGGUCAUGAUGACCUGCUUCAUUCUUCUGUCGCCUGCAUUCGCUGCUCUUUUAACCUACCCAAUACUGAAACUUGACUUCGAAGAGCCGCUAUUAUUGGGAAUUGUCUUCAGACCCUGGCGAUUACUAAACAUCGUCCUGGCUUUGCCGUCCGGGAUCGGGGCGGUUGCUGCGUACUUCUUCCAUGAGUCGCCGAAAUUCCUCGCUAACUGCGGCAGGAAGGAAGAGGCUCUCGAAGUCAUGAGGUCCAUUUACGCUGUCAACCAUUCUUGUACUAAAGAAGAGUUCGGGGUGACGUCUUUUACCAUGACGGAAGUGGAAAAGAAGAAAGAAUCUCUUAUCAGGUCAAUAUUCGAACAGAGCGCUCCUCUCUUCCGGCCUCCUUACUUAUGGCGGACUCUGCAGCUCUAUUAUAUAGUCGCUGUAGUUUAUAUCACGAACAACAGUUUCUUAGUGUGGCUUCCACAUAUACUGAACCUGAUACGGAUAUCAAUGGAGAACCAUACAGCUACUGGCAACAUCUGCGCUCUCAUAUCCGACGACAACGUGCAUUCGAAUGUAAAUAACACUGGCAACGGAUCGGUCAGUGGGACCACUGCAACUAAAAUAAAUCCAGCAAUUUGCCUCGAUACUAUAGAAGACGAUAUCAUGAUCACGCUAAUGCUGUCCCAAUCGGUCUUUGCGUUCCUAAACUUCGUCAUAUCAUACCUCCCUAACCACAGGAGGAAAGUGAUGAUUUGCAUCUUAUGUCUAUCGUCGUUGAGUGGAUUUUUGGUCAGCACAACGCCUGAGCCGAUAUCAAGCGUGGUCUUUUUUAUGGUGUUCACGUCAACAUGCCUAGGCAUGGGUAUUUUAGCGUCAUAUUUCGUGGACCAGUAUCCUACUUCUUACAGAGGAAUGGUGUCAGGUCUCAGCAUCAUGGUGGGACGGAGCAGCUCCUUUGUUGGUAUUAAUCUAGUGGGCAAUUUAAUCUUCCAUCACUGUCAAAUAACCUUCUAUUUGUGGUCCUUCCUUGUGUUAACUAGUGUUGCUGCAGCAUGGUUUCUACCGCCUGACAAGCCUUCGGAGUCAGCUGACAAGACAACGAAAUUGUGA
Parnassius mnemosyne (clouded apollo) is the source of this 1557-nucleotide messenger RNA. Lineage: Eukaryota; Metazoa; Arthropoda; Insecta; Lepidoptera; Papilionidae. The record is from the annotation of a GenBank genome assembly.